Colletotrichum navitas is the source of this 1240-nucleotide messenger RNA. Its product is annotated as GTP cyclohydrolase I. The record is from RefSeq and is a predicted model, not a curated record. Gene Ontology annotation, molecular function: GTP binding; zinc ion binding; GTP cyclohydrolase I activity. Lineage: Eukaryota; Fungi; Ascomycota; Sordariomycetes; Glomerellales; Glomerellaceae. Gene Ontology annotation, biological process: tetrahydrofolate biosynthetic process; tetrahydrobiopterin biosynthetic process. Gene Ontology annotation, cellular component: cytoplasm. Bases 145 to 1089 code for a protein of 314 amino acids. The transcript is spliced from 3 exons.
CGAAAUAUUGAGUUCGGCGGGUCAUCUUUGGGGGAAUUUGGGACUCGGGCUCGUUCUCGCGGAGUGAUCCCCCUCCCUCCCUUCCUCCCUCAUACACAACCGAUCUUGGUCACCGGCAUCACAGAAACCGACGACGACGACAAAAUGACUCGAUCCGAGGUUGCAGAACGAAAGGGCCACAAACACCGCAGACACCAUCACAAUGGUUACAGCAAUUCAAGUGACCUAAGCGAUGCCGACACUGGAAGCCAGUCCAGUAAGCGGGAUUCCAAGAAGCGCAGAGGCGGCGACGAUGAUGCCAAAGUCAACGGCCAUGUCUCCAAGAAGAUGCGCCGUGCGAGUCUGAGCCAGCCGGCGCGCGACCCUCGCGACACAACCACCGCCAAACCGUCUAAGAAGAAGUCCAAGACCAAGAAUGAAGGGACAGUGACCAGAUCGCCGAGCCCUGUGAUUGACUUUGAUGGCCUGAGCCGCCCAAGUCUCGGAACCCGCGAGCGACUCGAAGAAUCCCCCGAGCAAGCCGCCAUUCGUCUCGAAAAACUCCAAGGCGCUGUCCGCACGAUUCUUGAAUGCGUCGGCGAAGACCCCGACCGCCCGGGCGUUCUUGACACCCCGAGACGCUAUGCCAAGGCCAUGCUCUUCCUGACCCGCGGCUACCAGCAGAAUGUGAAGGACAUUGUCAACAACGCCAUCUUCCAGGAGGGCCACAACGAGAUGGUUGUUGUCAAGGACAUUGAGAUUUACAGCAUGUGCGAGCACCACCUCGUGCCCUUCACCGGCAAGAUGCACAUUGCCUAUAUCCCGAAGAAUCAGGUCAUUGGCCUCUCCAAGCUGCCGCGUAUCGCUGAGAUGUUUAGCAGACGAUUCCAGAUCCAGGAGCGGCUGACCAAGGAGGUGGCCUACGCCAUCAUGGAGAUCCUCAAGCCGCAGGGUGUGGCUGUCGUCAUGGAGUCCAGCCAUCUAUGCAUGGUCAUGCGCGGUGUGCAAAAGACGACGGCGAGCACAAUCACCAGCUGCGUGCUGGGUGCUUUCGAAAAGAAGGAGAAGACUCGCAACGAAUUCCUCAGCUUGGUGGGAUUGAAGAAGUAGGCGAGGCGUGGCUGUGGCGGUAUUAUGUUCCAUUUAAUCUUCUAUACACGGCGUUUGGUUUGCACGGGCACACACUGGAAAGACCAUGUUUUCAACACUGGGUCAACAAGUAUUUGGCGAUUUUGGGAGGGUAGAUUUCACGAAAAGGGAG